Molecule: messenger RNA, 396 nt
Organism: Desarmillaria tabescens
Lineage: Eukaryota; Fungi; Basidiomycota; Agaricomycetes; Agaricales; Physalacriaceae
Exons: 2
Source: RefSeq, a predicted model, not a curated record
GUAACGGAUCCAGUAAAGCUGUGGGACUGUUAUGCCCCCAGGAGUCUCGGAGAUUACCCUGAUGUGAAGAGUAUCUGGCAAUCUUGGAGUGAGGGAGCCAUCAUAGAGGACAUCGGAAGACUGCCGCCAAUACGGCUGAUUGAAAAUAAGUGGGGUAGCUUGAAGAAUGGCAUUACGGGAAAGGGGAGACUUCCAUCAUGGAGACCCCGUAAUGAUGCCAAGGCCCGAAAAAUCUGGGGCAACUACUACUUCUUUGUAAAGUGCAUUGAGACAAUGCUUGCAGAGGGCCAAAGCUCAGACGAUGUGAUCCAGGUCCUUGAAGCAUGUCGUCAGGAGCUGACAGGAAGCAAGACUGUCAAUGCACUUCACUCUGCUUUACAGAUCAAGAAGAAGUAA